Messenger RNA from Teleopsis dalmanni, 1038 nucleotides. RefSeq names its product putative protein TPRXL. The record is from RefSeq and is a predicted model, not a curated record. The coding region runs from base 1 to 1038 and encodes 345 amino acids. Lineage: Eukaryota; Metazoa; Arthropoda; Insecta; Diptera; Diopsidae. The transcript has 2 exons.
AUGUCAUUACCAAAUACCACGAAAUGUAUGCCAACUACAGGAACAGGGCAGAACGUUACUUACAGUGUGAAUCUAAAGUCACAUGGGCUACAAAAUAAGAAAAGUUACCAGCAACAGAGUAGUUCUAAAGUUAAGCAAGCAACAAUAGUAACAGCUAGAAGUCCAGUAACAAAUACACUACCCACGCUAAGCAUGCCGCAUCGAAGUGAUUCAGAACCACACUCAGUACCACUACAGGAAAAACCACAAAAGCAGGCGUUGCCUAAAUGCGUCGUAACUCCUCCACAGAUUUCAACGUCUCAUAGGGAAAGUCCAGAAGUAUGUUAUCACCAAGCCCAUGCACAACAGUCGCCAGCCAACAGCAAUCAAAACACACAACCACGAGAACAAAAGCAUCAAAUCGAAGAGCAUGAUUUAUCAUCACGCCCAGCACUGCUACAAUGUUUAACGAUAGUACCAGAGUCAUCACAUGUCAAUCAUCCAUUGUGUCAUUCGCAAAGUAAUUUCAAAUCAUCGUCGCAAACGCCACGGUGUAAUUCGCAAAGCAACUUUAAACCAUUGGUACAACCAAAGAAACUUGAGCAGCAGUCUCCACCUCCUGUUAAUCAGCAACAAGCACAACGAGAAGCAUCACCAAGAAAUAAUCGCCAGUCUGGUCCACCAUCAUCUCCGUCAUCGACUACAUCGCCACAGAGGAAACCUACUACAAUACAGCCAGUAUCGAACAAUCGUCAUGUACAACCUACAAAUCCAUUAGAUAUCAAUGUUUCAGAUAGUAAACUUAAUACAGAACUACCAAGCCAAGAAACUCAAGCAAAAGAUAAAGUCAAGUGCGACAGUCAACAAGAACCAUGGUCGCCGCAAGAGGAAUUGGAAGUCGUUCAACCAAGCACAAAAGGAAACAAACCAGAAACACUAGUAAGACGUCUAGGCACCUUUAAACGAAAGGAUGACCAUCAUCAUGUCAAAAACCAAGACGAAUUCUUGAAAAUAUUCAAGAGCCCAAAGAAACGACACAGAAAUCAUGCAGAGAAGUAG